GCCGAUGAAAGUUACCAAAUAGCUGUCAUUGGUCUUCACCCUACUGAAAAUAUGACCACUCGACUGGAUAUCGAACCACACACGGGGGUCAUCUUGAAGGCCGAAAAGCAGCUGCAAGUGAACGGUGUAGUCCGACGCAAUGCUGACUUCCCUUCUCUUCGGCGCGUACAUGACACCUUCUUCCCUAUUGGUUUCUUCAAAGAAUCGUUUGUCAUUCCCGACGAUAUCGCCGCCAAGCUGCGAAACUCUCUUUUGCCGCUCCUCAUUUCAAAGAUAAUCGCAGUGUGCCUGAUAGUCAUUCCCAGCGUUGGCCUUGCCAUCGUCCUCCUGGUUUUCCUUAUGCGCCGACGACCCGUCACCGAGCUAGUUGUAGAGGUUUCGGAAGCCGACGACCAAACGCCUCUGAUGGCUGAUACGGCUUGA
This is a messenger RNA of Dibothriocephalus latus, 423 nucleotides long. The record is from the annotation of a GenBank genome assembly. NCBI's taxonomy places the organism in Eukaryota, Metazoa, Platyhelminthes, Cestoda, Diphyllobothriidea, Diphyllobothriidae.